Cherax quadricarinatus is the source of this 3417-nucleotide messenger RNA. NCBI's taxonomy places the organism in Eukaryota, Metazoa, Arthropoda, Malacostraca, Decapoda, Parastacidae. The record is from RefSeq and is a predicted model, not a curated record.
AUGCACGCCAUGUCUCGCACAGGGUCGGCAGCUAAAUUGGUUCGGUGGUGUGCCUCCUACAUAUGCACUCCUCCAACCUUAUCAGAGAUUUGGACCAAGUUUACGAUUGCGCACUGGGCAGCGUCGCAUGUGGCUCGGUUGCACCCAGACUCUGCAAGGAGGCAGAGCGUCUUGGAGGACCUAUUCACCUCCAGACGCCAUGGCUCAAACUUGCCUCAGGAUCCCAGGACCCCAGGCACCCUCCUUUCCUUCCUAGAAGGGCGGGAGCUGCGACAGACUGGCAGCGAACUACAUGUGCCACCUCCCUUGGGCACCAAGCUGUUUGCGUGCGGGCUGGACAACGCCUACCAGACAGCAAGAUGCCAAUGCACCCAGGACAUUCUGCACCACCUUUGCCCUCGGCAAGCAUUGUGGCUGUCAAAGUGCGACCAUAGACGUCUCUCGCCGCAAACGUGGGAAGUUGCGAAAAAUGUCCACCUCGAGGCUGACGAGGAGGACUUACGGAAGGUGUUUUGCAGCUUAAUGGUACCGUGCAUCUGGCAACCCAAGGCAAGUGGGCGGCAAGAGAGUGUCCGGGAAGAGGGCGGGCGUCGACUAGAUGAUGUCCCGACGCCCGCACAAGGUUUUCUUUUAUCAGGUGUUCACACAGUAGGCGGCUUGGCCGUCUGGGAGCAGCUGACUGUUGAAGAGACUGUUAAUGGUGUUCAAAUACCUGAUAACAUCUACCUGAAAAACGGACCAAAUGAGAUUAUCCACACACCCGUCACGUUUGUGUCUGUUGCUGCAGAUUCAAUCAUCAUAAACUCUAAUCUCGACCAAAUUCAGCAAGUAGACGGGAGACUGUCAGUGUUGGUGCUGAGUGGGGAGCAGCAGCAGGUAGUGAGCAGUACGAAGCUGUUCACAGACCUGACCCUCCUAGGAAACAGUACCGUUGGCCUGAAAGUAGCUGGCUACAACCUAAAUGAUUUUGUCAUGAAUGUUCAGCAGGACGUCCUCAAUGGGCUAAAUGCUGCCACAGAAAUAAACGGGUCUUUGACCUUCGACGAUUCUGUGUUUGUCGUUGAUGACCAGUUGAAUGGUGUGUCCUUAGCUAAAAUCCGCAACUCUGCUCUCUUCCUCUCUGCCACUUACGUCGACCUUCCUCUUGUGUUCCUCGGCCCUGUCCAGAUUACUGGUGACCUUUUAAUUACUGGUAGAAUCAAUGGUUACGAAGGAAAUUCCUAUGUUCUUACUCAUGGCAGCUACACUUUCACAAAUGCAGUAACAUUCACGAAUGGUCUGAAAGUUGAGGGAAAUGUGACCACAGGAAAGAUGGUGCCUUAUCCUGUGAAGUUCUUAGCUUCGCAAAUCUUGUUAAAGACUAAGACUAACCAGAUAAUAACGAGGGACAUCUACCUUUUGGAGCCAGUCAUGAAUGAUUUGUCGGUCAGUGGUUCUGUCAGGGUCAGUGGCGUAGAUCUCUCUGAUGUUGUCCUCGCAAACACCGAUGCUGAAAUAAUUGGCCAGAAGAGUUUCACCACCCUUCAGGUGUUAACGGCGACCAGGAUGGGAGAAGUGAAUGUUGGUCACUGUGGCACUAUUGACGGUAUAAUCUUUAAUGAAGUCUUUGUCACAGACGCGUUAAAAAAAAGUGCUUCUGGCACACAGACGUUGACUGGCAGGUACAUGUAUGCACUAGUUGCCAACACCGUCACAGGCACAGACUUGGGAGUCUUCGAGAAGAAUGUAGUGUACAAAGACGAUGCAGAAUACAUUACAGAUUCAAUAUUAUUCAGUGGAAAAGUCUCCGUUCAAGCUCUCGAAUUUGGUGGAGAUUUUGACGGGGUAUCAGCAAGAGAUUACGGCUCAGGAUGGUUGCUGAAACAAGGCGAUCAGACGCUUACUGGCAGAAAUACCCUAGAACAAGUUACUGGAGCAGCGGUCACGUUAGAAGGCGCGUACCUGCAAACGGUAGACUGGAGUAGAUUCUUGCACUCGACUGCAAAACUGGACGAGAGAACUAUUAUUAAUAAAGCUUCCUUUGGUCUUGUAUAUGGAAGUGAAAUAGUCUUGGAUGGGACUAUCCAGGGAUGGGACCUCAGCACACAGGCUCUCACAGCCUCGGCUACAGCACAAACUGUAACUGGUAAGAAAGAUUUCUACUCCAUGGUGUUCUAUUCUGGAAAGUUCGACAUGAUUAAGAGUCUAUUUGUGAGAGAGACUACUGAGGAGGAUGCUGUGCGUGUCGACUUGAGUACUCUUGUAGAGUCCCUGGUACUCGAAGAUGAAGUCAUCCACGUGGACACCCUAACUGUUAAAGGCGAUGUUAUCUUCUACGAUAAUGUAAGGAUUUUAAGAUCUCUUAAUGAGGUGGAUGUGAACACCCUUACUGAAGAGUUCUGGUUGAGUGACCUACCCGCCAGAAUUACUGCCCUAGCAUCAUUCCAAAGUGUUGUUAUGGAGCCAGACGUCGACCUGAAGUUAAAGGGUCUGAUGAAUGCGGUGGAUGUUGAGACGUUGUGGCACUCAGUCUUGAGGAAGGAGUGCGAGAGCCAGCAAGAAGUUUCUGGCUCCUUCACAGUUGACACCCUUACUGUAGCAAACGUCUUUACAUUCUCUGUGGACUCUGUAAACGCCUGGGACUCUAGUGACCUUCAGGACCUGCUCCUGGUGGAUGGCGAUCAGGGUGUAGAUGUGUCGGAGUUCGCAAAGUCAGUGCUGUUAAUUCGGCCAAAUGGCACGGUCUUCAUACCGGGAGUCACUACAUUCAGAGGUCUUAGGAUUCUGAAGCCCCUAAUGUUCAGGUUUGGCGGCAAGUGUGUUUGGCAUGGAGCCUGGCUAGUGCUGACAACUGGGACCUUCAUCAUCAUUGCUGAAGCUGGCACCACCACGCUACCCUCUCGUCUGAGGAUAUUCAAAUACAAGGACACAGAAGGCAGACUGACAAUGGUGCAAAGUUUGGCAUCAUCAGGGUUGACGUCAGUUUCAGUUUUCAAUGGAAAUUCGGAAGGUGUGAUUGCCAUCACGAGUAGACAACAAUGUACACGACUGGCAGUGGUAUUACUUCGGGCUACUACUUCGACCUCACUCGCUCUCACUCGGCUGCAGACCCUCGAGGUGAAAGAUGCUGUAGACAGCAGCUUAGGGAUGAUGCCUACUGGAGAGGUGGCCCUCUACUUGCAAACAAAAUAUAGACUACUAAUUUAUCUACUAAAGGGAUCUUCUUUCAUCUUAGAGAGGGAGAUAAAGACAACUCCAGCCAUGUACCCGUUCUCCUUUCCGUUCCUGCACACAGCUUCCAACACCAAUGGUGGCUUACACAGGCACGGACUCCUGGACGAGUACGAUGACCUGCCCACACUUCAGCAGGCUACACCCACCUUAUACAAAUCUGUGUAUAGAUCCCAUACACCACUGUCUCGACAUGAACGCGCUUAG